Molecule: messenger RNA, 798 nt
Organism: Truncatella angustata
Lineage: Eukaryota; Fungi; Ascomycota; Sordariomycetes; Amphisphaeriales; Sporocadaceae
Exons: 3
Coding region: 1-798 (265 amino acids)
Source: RefSeq, a predicted model, not a curated record
AUGUCUGGAAAGGACGAUAGUUCGCAGUUUCUGUUCUUGAUCACUUGCAUCAAGAACUCCAACAACGGCAAGCUUGAAAUCGUUUCUAAGGGCGCUGCCGCCAAGCGCUAUGAACGCCUCAUGAAGGCUCAUGGCAUUGGCACCAACGGCAACUCCGGUUCCAGCGCCCCCAAAAAGUCCCCUGUCAAGAAGGAGAAGGGCGGAGACAGCAGCAAGCCCGCCUCCAAGAAGCGCAAACUCAAGGAGGUCGACGAGAACGCUCCCGACGAGGAUGAGCCGAUCAAAGGUGAAGUCAAAUCUGAAAUCAAAUUUGAAGAUGCCAUCAACGUGAAGAUCGAACAGAGCAAUGGUGGUGUCGCAGUCAUGGCCGCACCCGCUUCGACCCUCCCGACUCCCCACGAGGCGCUGGAGCGGGUCAGCCAGGACGAUGACGAUGAAGUUCUUGUGAUCUCCGCGACAGAGAAGAAGUCCGAUGGCAGCCUUUCAGUCUAUGGCGGUGAUAAUCAUCAUCACCACCACCACACGCAUAUGUCGGCUCAACACAUUCCUGGCUUUCACUCUUUCGACUAUGCUGCUAACAUGGGAUAUCCAUUACAGACGGCUCCACCCAUGUCACCAAUGAUGACGAUGCCGGCGGUUUCUAGACCCAGUUCUGGAAAUGUUCUACCUUAUGGUUUUACACCAUCACCUUUCGGGCACAAUCACAAUACCCCUGGUUUCUUCUGGCAUGGUCAACACAUGAUGGCUCGACAAUCUGAAGGUCACCACAUGGAAGAAUCUACGGAUAAGGGAUUGUAA